AUGUCUCUAAAAUCAAAUAUGAAAACUUCAAAAUUGUUAAGAACGAUUUCAAUGAUAUAUCAUAUACAAGAAGUAAAACAAAAUUUCAAUCCAUCCGCUAAAGGUUUUGAAAAUUUGUUGGGCUUUUGUGUCAUAGAUCAAUUAAAAAGGAUGAAUGAAUCCGAAAAGAUCGUGUUAAAUAUUGGUGGUAUGCCAAAUCAAGAAAUCAUUGAAAGGCGUGAUGUAGACAUUGUUGACGAGGCUACGAAAAAUCUUAAUUUAUUUAUACAAAUGUUACAUCAAGUUAUAUUCGAAUCUCGUAGUAAUUUCAAAAAUCAGAUUGAACUUACAUUCUUACAAUCUCAAGAUAAUACCAAUACAGUCACGCUUGAUUCAACAAUUUCAACAACACCAGCAUCUAACUUAAAAAAGUAUACAGUUCUACCUCGGAUACAAAGAAUACAAUCAUUAGCAUAUAAAUUCAAAGAAAAUGGUUUUGAUAUAUUAGAAUUGUUUGGUGACGAAAUUUCUAGUUAUUUUAUUCAAAGAAAUAUUAAUUUUCAAAUUAUUACAAGUCAUGAUCCAAAUCUUUAUAGAAUUGUUAUACACUUACCGAAAUUUGAUAUAAUGAAUAAGUCGCAAAUAAUUGAAAAUUCUAUCAUAAAAAUUACAAACAAUCAAUGUCAAGCUGAAUUGUAA
Funneliformis mosseae is the source of this 678-nucleotide messenger RNA. The record is from the annotation of a GenBank genome assembly. Lineage: Eukaryota; Fungi; Glomeromycota; Glomeromycetes; Glomerales; Glomeraceae.